Molecule: messenger RNA, 378 nt
Organism: Opisthorchis viverrini
Lineage: Eukaryota; Metazoa; Platyhelminthes; Trematoda; Opisthorchiida; Opisthorchiidae
Exons: 2
Coding region: 1-378 (125 amino acids)
Biological process (GO): monoatomic anion transmembrane transport
Cellular component (GO): membrane
Molecular function (GO): transmembrane transporter activity
Source: RefSeq, a predicted model, not a curated record
AUGCAUCUUACUGAAUCUCACGCAGUUCAAAUCUCAGUAGUCUGUAUUCUUCGCCAUUUAUCCUACUGGAAUUUUUUUUUUGAAAAAAAAAAACGAUAUCGCUGUUCUCAUUGCAAUUUGUAUCCAAAGGACACUGUGAUGUUGUUCGUCGGAGGGCUUUUCGUCGCCUGCACUAUUGAGCACCGUAAUCUGCAUCGGCGUAUCGCCCUAUCGGUUCUCAAGGUCGUGGGCAGUGAUCCCAAAAUGCUAAUGCUUGGGGUCAUGCUACCCACGUGGUUUCUGUCAAUGUGGAUGAGCAACACGGCCACGACGGCCAUGAUGAUCACCAUCGUGGAAGCCGUGAUCAUCAGUAUGGAUGCUAUAGAGGUUGGUGAGUGA